Messenger RNA from Micromonas pusilla CCMP1545, 708 nucleotides. RefSeq lists its product as uncharacterized. Bases 1 to 654 code for a protein of 217 amino acids. The record is from RefSeq and is a predicted model, not a curated record. Gene Ontology annotation, molecular function: nucleoside triphosphate diphosphatase activity. The transcript is spliced from 3 exons. NCBI's taxonomy places the organism in Eukaryota, Viridiplantae, Chlorophyta, Mamiellophyceae, Mamiellales, Mamiellaceae.
AUGAUACUGCAGCACGCCGAAGCGCUGUGCGCGAGACGCCUCAUCCUCGCGUCGGCGUCGCCGCGCCGGAAAGAGAUCCUCGGUAACCUGGGGUUGAAGUUCGACGUCGUCGUUUCCAAUUUCGACGAAGAUCUGGAUAAAUCCACGUUCACCGGUGGCGCCGAAUACGCCUCCGCGACGGCGACGCACAAAGCGAUGGAGGUCGCGACGCGGUUGGAGAAGGAGAAGCCCGCGCCGUUCGUGGUCAUCGGCGCGGACACCGUCGUGGAAGGCCCCGACGGCGCGAUACUCGAGAAACCCAAGGACGCUAACGAGGCGAUGAAGAUGCUCCUGUCGCUCCAGGGGAUCACUCAUCAGGUCCACACCGGCGUCGGGGUCAUUUUCCCGAACAACGGCGGCGGCGGCGAACGUCUCGUGAAAACGUUCAGCGAGACGACGAAGGUGACGUUCGCGCCGCUGGGCGAGGCUGAGAUCGCGGCGUACAUCAAAACGGGCGAGCCGUUCGAUAAAGCGGGUGGAUACGGGAUCCAAGGUCCCGCGGGAGCUUUCGUGAGUUCGAUCUCCGGGUGUUACUUCAACGUCAUGGGGUUCCCUGUGCACAAGUUCGCGGACGUGGUAUCAAAAAUGAUAAAAGAGGGAGUCAUUCAACCGUAGAAACAGGGGAAUCGUACCCUUAGCCUGGGAAGAGAAGUAGCCGACUAACAUUUC